GAGAUCAUCCCGAACGUCAUGGCGAGCAUUCGGGGGAAUCCGGCCACGAUCCUUCAGGCGCCCACUGGCGCAGGCAAGACGACCAUCGUGCCGCUCGCAGUGCUGGAUACUGGCACCGUCCAGGGCAAGGUCCUGGUGCUGCAACCGCGCAGAAUCACCUGCGUGAGCGUUGCCAGGCGGAUGGCGUUCCUGUCCGGAGAGCCCCUGGGCGAGUUCGUUGGAUACCGCAUUCGGCAUGAUGUCAAGGUCAGCAACAGGACACGCAUAGAGGUGGUGACGGAGGGCGUGCUGUUGCGGCUGCUGCAGCAGAACCCCAGCCUCGAGGGGUACGGUGCCAUCUUCUUCGACGAGUUCCACGAGCGAAACCUCGAUUCCGACUUGAGCUUUUCGAUGUGCUUGGCGGCCCAGCGCGCCCGUAAUCUGCAAUUCAAGCUCGUCGUCAUGAGCGCCACCUUCGGCACUUUGUCGUCUCGCCUGAGCGAGAUCCUGAAGGAUGCGGACACCGUCGUCAGCGAGGGCACCACGUUCCCGGUCGAGGUCGUGCACAGGGACGUCAUCCCCGACCUGGGCAACUGGGACUCGAAGGGCGUCAUGCAGUUCGCGGAGGACGUGGCAGGGGUGGUCCGCGGGGCGCUCGACCAGCACGCCGGCGACGUGCUCGUGUUCCUCCCAGGCGAGCGCGAGAUCAUGUACACGUGGAUCGCCCUGAACAAUCUCGGCGUCGGCGACGGCAAGAAGCCCUCCACCAUGGUCGGCUGGGCGAGCCGGCUCAUCGACGAGAGCGCGCCCGACCCCAGCAGGAAGACCACCGUCUGCACCCUCUACGCCACCAUGGACGACGCAGAGCAGGACGAGUCGCUAGCGCCGCCGCCCGCCGGCUGGCGCAAGGUUAUCCUGGCGACGCCCAUCGCGGAGUCCUCCAUCACCGUUCCGAAUGUCCGCAUCGUGGUUGACGCGGGCCUGAAGCGCGUCAGGAUGGACGACCCGCUCACGUGCACGAACAGGAUGGUGACGGUGCCGGUGUCGGUCGCCUCCGCCGACCAGCGCAAGGGGCGCGCCGGGCGCGUGAGCGAGGGCGUCUGCUACCGCCUCUGGAGCGAGCAGCACCACCGGGCACUGGAGAUGAACGACACCCCCGAAAUCCACAGGGCAGAUUUGACCUCGUGCGUGCUGGAGCUGGCCAUCGGGGGCUACCUGUCGAACGGCGAGAUCGCCGCGAUGCCGUGGGUGGACGCGCCGACCGUGGCGAGUCUCGACGUGGGGAGGGAGAUCCUGGCACGCAUGCAGGGGCUCGAGCGGCAGCCGGACGGUGGAUGGGCCCUGACCGAGCGGGGGCGCGGCAUGGCCCGCUUUCCCGUGCACCCGCGGCUCGGGCACGCGAUCCUGCAGGCCAUGCGCGUCUCGGACAGCUUCGCGCGCGACGCGUGCGACCUGGCCGCGCUGAUGGAGGAGAGGGAGCUGCUGCGGGGGGGCCGCGUGAAGCACGGGGCGGACCUCGGGGCCCGCCUCGACGCGCUGCAGGCCACCGAGCACCCCGACUGCCUGCGGGCCGUCCGGGAGCGCGUGCUGCUGGCGUCGGAGCAGCUGCAGCGCAACGGGGAGCUCAGCACCGUGGCCAGCGGCAGGCACCAGAGCUCCCGUGAGCGCAGGUCCCUGUGCGUGCUGCUCGCGUGGGCGUUCCCGGAGCUGCUGGCCGAGGCGGCGCCCGAGGACGGGGAGGGCGGCGGCAAGGGCGGCGGCAAGGGGGCGGCGCAGGCCGCGGAGGGCGGCGGCAAGGGCGGCGGCAAGGGCAGCGGCAAGGGCGGCGCAGCCGGCAGGGGCGGCGGGAGGCCGAGGCCGCUGAGGAGCUUCAGGGUCGCCAACGGCGGCGUGGCUCUCCUGCACAAAGACGACCCGCUCGCCACGGCGAGUCACAUUGCCAUCGCGUCGCUCUCCGAGCAGAGGGUCUUCUGGGCCCUCGAGAUGGAGGCCAGCCUCCUGGAGAAGUAUGGUGUCGAUUUGAAGGAUCCCAAGGCGCACGAGGUAUACCCUGUGGCGGGCUCCUUUGCGGAGACGAACGACGACUCGGACCUGCCGGUGACGGUCCAGCGUUACCUGGUGGGGAAGGACGACUGCAAGGGCGUGGACAGCUCGGAGGCGCUCCUGAGCGCCAUGGAGGGCAGCCCGGGGCAGUUCCCCACCGGCGAGGUCAGGGCCAUGAUGUGGGACCUGGCGUGGGUGGACCCGCCGCAGACGGACAUGCUGCGGAACCUCGCGCGGCAGGUGGUCUCUCCCAGAGCGGGCGAGUUCAAGGCCGACGAGCUUGCCCACAUUGCCUGCUCGCUGGCAGUCGCUCGCGUCUACGACCAGGACGUGUUCGACGCCAUCGCGGCGGCCGUGACUCCUCGAAUCAACGACCUCGAGCUGGACAACGACGCCGGGAACUUGUGCAGCCUGCUCUGGGCGUUCACCGAGGUGGGCGCCUCCAACGCCGACCUCUUCGCGGCACUUGCUGAGCGUGCCGUCGUCGAGAUGCGGGCGUUCCGGCCCGCGGUGCUGUCGGACGUGCGCAACACGUGCUUCUGGUGCUUCAAGAGGGCGUCCGCGAAGUCUUGGUCCACGCAGGGCAAGCAGGACGCUUAUUCCAGAGACUUCGCGCACGGCGUCUUCUUCGAGGCUCUGUCGGCGGCUGUGCUCCAGAACAUCGAUGAGCUCUCUCCGAUCACCUGCGUGUACCUCAUGUGGAGUUUCAGCAAGGCCAGGGUCCACGACCAGGAGCUGUUCGACGCCGUCGAGAGGCGAGUGGGCCGGCAG
Messenger RNA from Prorocentrum cordatum, 2793 nucleotides. NCBI's taxonomy places the organism in Eukaryota, Dinophyceae, Prorocentrales, Prorocentraceae. The record is from the annotation of a GenBank genome assembly.